Pomacea canaliculata is the source of this 7925-nucleotide messenger RNA. RefSeq names its product probable E3 ubiquitin-protein ligase HERC4. Gene Ontology annotation, molecular function: ubiquitin protein ligase activity. NCBI's taxonomy places the organism in Eukaryota, Metazoa, Mollusca, Gastropoda, Architaenioglossa, Ampullariidae. Bases 224 to 3400 code for a protein of 1058 amino acids. The transcript is spliced from 30 exons. The record is from RefSeq and is a predicted model, not a curated record. Gene Ontology annotation, biological process: ubiquitin-dependent protein catabolic process; protein ubiquitination.
CUUUCUCACCAUGGAGCAAUGUUCCGACCAACAACAUGCAUUUUCAGUUUGAACAAUAUCACUACCAAAACAAGACUUAGAAAGGUCUGAUUUUCUAAAUUGCUGAUAGCCAUGUCAAUGCCAUUAUUGCUGUUGUGUCUGCUUGUCGCUUAGCCAAAAUAGGAGGAUCAAUAACCCUGAUUACCAGCAAAUCCUCUGAUGUUUGAAAAGGAAGAAAUUUAAAAUGUCAGGUGUGUUGGGUUGGGGUAAAGCUAUCAGUGGACAGCUGGGACUAAAAGGCGAAGAAGUGGAUAAAGUGUUAAAUCCAGUCCAGAUACCAAACUUACGUGGCAGUGAAGUGUUGGACAUAGCCUGUGGUGAAAAUCACACACUGGUCUGUCUCAAAGAUGGCAGUGUCUACAGCUGUGGAAACAACGAUCAUGGUCAGCUGGGUCACACAAAAUCUUCAAAACGCUUUGAGUGUGUUGAUAGCCUGAAAUCGCAGCGUGCGCGCAAAGUAUGUGCAGGAAGUGCUCACAGUGUUGUAUUAACAGACGCUUAUGAGGUAUUCACAUGGGGGAGCAAUGACUCUGGGCAGCUUGGGCGCAGCAAAGUCACCGAUGAAAUGAGGCAAACUCCAAAGUUGGUCAAGUCACUUGCAGUCCACAGUAUUGUACAAGUCAGCUGUGGUAGCAGGCAUUGCAUAGUUCUUACUAAUGAGGGCCUUAUAGCUACAUGGGGAGCUAAUGACUGUGGGCAGCUGGGAGCUGGCAAUAAAGGAGGUUUUCGUGACUCACCUGAGUUUCUGUCCUGUUUAAAUGGAAUUCCUAUUGCCCAGGUAGUGGCAGGUGGUUGCCACAACUUCACUUUGUCAAUGUCAGGUGCCAUUUAUGGCUGGGGAAAGAACAGUUUUGGACAGCUUGGAUUAAGUGACCAGACUCAGCGCCUAGUACCUCAUCAGUGCCGAUCUCUACGCAGUCAGAAAAUCAAGUAUCUCUCUUGUGGAGAGGACCACACUGCUGCUUUGACCAUAGAUGGCCGUGUGUUCACCUUUGGAGCUGGAUCAUAUGGACAGUUGGGACAUGGGUCAACAAAUAACGAAAUAGUUCCUCGACAGGUUUUGGAAUUGUCUGGCAAUGAGGUUACACAGAUAGCUUGUGGAAGGCGUCACACCUUAGCCCAUGUUACAAAGACAGGUAAAUUAUACUCAUUUGGUCUGGGAGGCAGUGGACAACUGGGCAUUGGUGAUGCUUCCAACAGAACCUCACCUUCCAGAGUGCAAGGUCCAUUUUUGCCUGAUACAUUGUCGAGUGACAAUCCUCUUCCAAUGCAGGUAGAUAAUGAAGGAAUGGCCAUGGUGGUACAGAAAAUUUUCACAGGAGGUGAUCACUCCUUUCUUCUUUACAAGUACCUUGAGAUGCAGGGAGAUGUUGCAGAUAACAGAGUACAUGAUCCUAGCACACAGAUACUUACUCUGAGUGAACACCAUCUGGCACAUAUAGAAAGAUUGAAAUCAGAUGAAAUACCAUCUACAGACCUGUCAGAUGAAAUCACAAAAAUCUUCAGUCAUGCUUCCUGCAUCAAUGGGUCUUUCCUUCUGCUAAAUGAUGAACACUAUGGCAGCAGCAGUAAAAACCAUGGGGUAGAUCUUGAUCAAGUGAGAGAUGCAUUUGUCAGACUGGAGAAGUCUUCCAACAUCAUCAUAAAACAAAAGAUUUGCAAUAGUUUGGAGACAUUAGUAAGAAGACUUCCCCAUGCACCUCCUGAUGUUGAGGCCAUGCGGGUAUACCUGGUGUUAGGGGAGUGCCACUUGUUCCAUCAGCCAAAAAACUAUGCAUCCCUCCUGGACCCUUUUGGCCAGGCCAUUAUUAGACUUGACAAGACAGCUGCCAAGUUUUUAGGGCAGUGGUGGGCAAAACUACAGCCAUCAUAUUUCAAUCAUCUGGUUAUGAUGUACAAACAGUGUAUAGAAUUCUUGCUGCAGUUGCCAGAUACAGAUAAUGACAUGGAGGUAAUGAAACGCCAGCAGGCAUUGUUUGUAGCUCUGGAGGUGCUGAAGAAUCUGAACACAGUUAAUGAAGACAAUAAUCAGGUGAUCCCAUACCACAAGUUCUAUGUGCCAGAACUCAAAGACAGGAUCAACUUACGCAAAGAUUAUUUAAAGUGGUUGGAACAUACGCAACUGCAAAAUCAAUCUGGGGUAACAGUGAAAGGUUUUCAGUUCUGUAGCUACCCAUUCCUAUUUGAUGCAGCAGCAAAAAGCAUUUUGCUGCAGACAGAUGCAACACUUCAGAUGCAGUCAGCAGUAGAAGCAGCAGCAAGGCAAAACUUGAUGGGUCUUCUAAUGCCGAUUGAGCCAACAAGUGCCAUGUUAGUGCUGAUGGUGAGCCGCAGCAAUCUGGUUAAAGACACCAUCAAUCAGCUAGAGAAACACAAGCCUACAGAUUUGAAAAAACCUUUAAAGGUGGUGUUCUUGGGAGAGGAAGCAGUGGAUGAAGGUGGUGUCAGAAAGGAGUUUUUUAUGUUGCUGCUGAGGGAUGUCAUGGACCCCAAGUAUGGAAUGUUUCUCUACUAUGAAGAGUCUCGACUCCAGUGGUUUAAUGCACAGUCGUUUGAGGGCAAUGAAAUGUUUCAUCUGAUUGGUACCCUGUGUGGUCUUGCCAUCUACAACUUCACCAUCAUUGAUCUUCACUUUCCCCUUGCUCUCUUUAAAAAACUACUCAAAAGACCUGUAACACUGGAUGAUUUGAAAGAAUUAAUGCCAACUGUUGGAAGGAGUCUGCAGGAUUUACUGGAUCAUGAGGGAGGGGAUGAGGAGGAUGUUUUUUGUCUCAACUUUGUGAUCAAUCAGGAGAUGUUUGGAGAAAUUAAAACAGUUGCACUGUGUCCAGAUGGAGAGACAAAGACAGUCACUCAUGAAAAUAAGAAUGAAUAUGUGGACUUGUACGUUGACUGCAUAUUGAAUCGCUCAGUUCACUCCCAGUUCACUGCUUUUAAUGAUGGCUUUCACAAAGUCUGUGGAGGGCAUAUUCUGGAACUCUUUCAUCCCCAGGAGCUACAGGCAUUGGUUAUUGGCAAUGAAGAUUAUGACUUCCAUGAGUUGGAAAAGAAUGCAGAGUACAAAGGAGAAUAUCAUCGCUACCAUCCAACUAUCAAGCUGUUCUGGGAAGUGUUUUAUGAUCUUAGCAUACAGAACAAAAAGAAGUUCUUGCUGUUUUUGACAGGCAGUGAUAGAAUACCUGUACUUGGGAUGAAAUAUGUGAAGAUUGUAAUACAGCCCACAGGGGGAGGUGAGAAUUUUCUGCCUGUCGCUCACACCUGUUUUAACCUGCUAGACCUGCCAAAAUAUGCAUCACGUCAGAGUCUUGAAGAAAAACUUCUCCUAGCUAUUCAACAUACAGAGGGUUUCGGCAUCGUCUAGUGACAGAGUAUCUUAGUUUGUGCCGCAUCAGAACCAAAUGCAACAAAAACUGCAUCUUGUUCAAUAGUGAUCUGUCAAGUUACAUCAUGUUCAGUUUAUGGCUAAAUGUCUUUUCAGUACAGACCCAAAUUGUGGACUCAGUGGGGCAAGUCCCUGUCAUCUUUGUAAAUGAAAGAAAAUGUUUAUAUGAAAUGAAGCAACAAGGUUAUCACUCUUUUGGGAGAUUAUCUUUGGUGCUUCACAGCCAGCCAUUUCUGAUGGAGUUUGAUUUGUCAGUAUUCAGAGUGUGUGAUUAGCAGUGUGCCGUGUGAACCAGCUGAUGUGGAACAUUUAAUCUAAAAACUUAGCUUACAAAAAUUUAAAAACCUAUUUUUAUUUUAACUUGGACUUUACCAGGCCUAGAUGACAUUGCAAGCUGAUUUUACGAUGGUAAAGGUAUUCAUGGGAAAGCCUGUUUUUAAAGUGUGAAAAUUAUGCUGAUUGUUUGAUGUGUGAAUACAAGUGUUUUAUAACAAAUUCUUACUGACUAAAUUUUUGCUCCUAAGUCAUGCUUGUGGGUUUUGCUUUAUUUGCAGAACAUUGAGUGAUGUACUUUGGAAGAAUUUUUUUUUUUUUGGUUAGGGGUGGUCUAAAACAUUAUUGCUGAUUGCCUAUGUUGAAGUUUCUGAAUUUUUUUUUUUUUUUGGUCUGCUUUAUUGUAUACAGACUCUGUGUGUGGGAGAGAGAUUCACAUUUAUAUGUGUGUAAGCAUGCUUUUCCUAUAAUUGUGUUUUUAAAGAAGUUACAUCCUUUGAUUCUUUACAGUUAAUUUUCAGAAAUAUGCAGUGACUUGGGAAAUCUCCAUGCUGGAGAUUGACUAUGGAGAUUUAGUUGUGAAUUUGCUAUAGGCUGGUGAUAGACAUGUCAUUGAGUAUUAGACAAGACAUUUGAUAUGGUGAGACACAAUCUUGAUGCUACUGGGAAUAAAAUAAAAAGCACAGCUGAUAGGAGAUCCAUCAGGGGAUGUUUGGAGAAAAAAAAGCAUAUAGAAGUUAACAGAGGACUUUUCUUUUAACAUGAAGCUUUUUUUAAAAAAAAAAAACAUGCGUAUUUAGAUGAAAAAACUGUAACAAACUGUUUGUGUGGCUAUCACCUGGCUGCUUGCUUAUGACUUGUUUUUUUAAUCAUCAGCAUGAUAAUAAUCAUCAAUGACAGUUCCCAGUCUUUAUAUUCUCAGACCACUAGAAUUAUUGCCAUGAGUUUUCUUGUGCACAACCAUGUUUUUUUGUGAAUUGUGCACAUUGCUGUUUAGAGAACCCCACCUGGUGAUACUAAGAUAUACAAAUACUGGAUUACAGAUUUCAAAUAAGGCAGUGGACUGUUCUGGAUUUUUUAAAACUAUUCCACAAAUGGAUAAGUGUUAUUAAUGUGACUUUGUAGAGUAUGCUUCAUCUUAUGAUCCAUGAAUAAAGAGCUUGUGAUAUGUGGGUUGUGAGAACAUUGUGGUCACAAACUUAAAGCUACUUUUGAUCAUGUUUCAUUUUGCACACACUCCUGUAGUGGUAAUGCUUGAAUAAAAAUCACUGGCAAUAAGGUGAUGGUGGUGUCUAAAGCCAGCUACCAAAAUUCUUUACAUCUGUUUUUCAGUCUUAUGUCCAUGGUGGAAUCGGGUUCACCUUGGUCUGUGGUUGCUUAGCAGAUUGUUUUGUUAUUCAACAAUCCAAGUAUGAACGCAUUGUUUCAGAGGUGGGUUGCAUAUUUUCUUCUACCUUUUCCAUUAUUGACUCCCUUACAAAAUGCCUGCUUGUGCUACCAAAUUUUUGAGUGCUUGAUUCACUGCUUACGGUACUGAACACAAACUUCUGCAACAAGUCAUCAAGAUUUAGUCCUUGCUCAUCUUUUGUGGAGUCGGACUGGAGAGACCCAAGUCUUAACAGACACUUUGUUGAUUUGUUUUCGUGCUUCUGCCGUUUUGUGGAGACCCAUGUGCACAUUUUGGGUUUGCCCAUUUUGCUGUUCAUUGAAGAUUAAAUGGAUAAAACUUAAGAUUACUCUCACUCUUGUGGCUUUAGUUUUUGUCAAGGAGAUUUAGUGUUGUAUUAUUUUUCUGAUCAGAAAAUCUGCACUUGGAGAUAACAUGUAGUGUCCAUUCUCUCGGCAUUUUACAAGCUCAAACUACAAAGCCACUAUUUUUUUUUUUUUAAAAAAAGCUUUGUGCUUUUGACAAGGAAAGUAAUGUUACAUGACAGAAAGUAUUUGCUCAUAAUACUCCUAUUUUCUGUCAGCAGCUAUUUACUUCAGUAUAUUUCUUACCUUCACUAUUAACAUUGAAAAUGAUGAAAGUAGGUUGAAAUUUGAGAUAAAGAUGCACAUCACUUUAGCCAUAUUUUUGUUAUUUUGAGAAUGGAACUUAUAAUAUCUUCAUGCAAGUAAAGUUUUUGUCCAGAUGUGCUUUAUUUAUAGGAUGUAUCAAGUGAAUGUAAUCAGGUGGAGUAUUUUAUAGAAUAAACCUCUCAUACUGUCACCAACUGAUGCAUGGUGUCUAAUGAUCUAUCUUGUGGAGUGGAAUGUUUUUUAUGUGGCAUACAACAAAAAUGUAUGUUAAUGCUGAAUUAUCAAAUUAUUUGAAAUAACGCACUUCCAGUAGUUUUUAUUUUCAAUGAUUAACUUUGAAAUUUCACCUUGAGUACAAACGAUUGAUUUGCUACCAAGCCUUUCUGGCAUGCAUUAAAAAAACAGGCUUGCACUGCUGGAAAUGUACAUGUCAGAAUAAUCUGACCAUCUCCCACUUUUCAUAAAUGCAGUCUACAGUUCAAAGUUACAUUAAAAGAUAGCUUUUAGGAGAGUGAAUUGUGUAAUAUUCAAUUUUUCUAUAUAACAGUUUAUCUUUAGGCUGUGUGCAACGUUUGCAUUUAUCUGGGUAUUGAUGUGCUACUCCUAGCAUUUCUAAUACUAGCACUGUACUUGAGUGUAUAUCCUUCAUAUCAACAUUGUUCUCCAUGUCAGACAGGCAAUCACCAAUACUUUGCAUCAUUUAUAGUUUCUGGUGAUUAAAUCAGACAUUGUCAUCUUUCUUUGAUGCUUAUGUUGAUCAGCAGACAAAAUGUAAACUGAUUUUAAGAGUGCACCUGAAUACUCCUGAUUCAUGAUGGUCCCUUUGAUGAAGACAGUUAUGAGUUUUACGUCUGCUGAAGUAGACGUAAGUAGAGUGUUAAUAUUAUUGAUCUACUUGGGACAUCCCUUUUAAUUUUUAUUAAUUUUUGAGAUUAAAUUAUUUAUACAUUACAAUUUUUUCCAUUAAUUCCACAAAUCCCAGUGAUUUAUGAGGGCUCUUUGCUUGGAUUUGGCAGCUUUGCUUGCUGUGAUAAAAACCAGGUUUUUCAUCUUUACUUCAAAAAUAACUGACAUGCUAGCAUACAUAGCUUUAUGGUUUAGUAUCACUUCAUUGUAAAAUUUGUUUUAAAUGUGUUCACUAGAAUUAAUAUAUCUGAUGUCUCUAGUGUAUUUAAAGAUAGCAGAGUAUCUUUUAUCAUUCAAUAAAAUAUGGAAUGCACAUGAGAAAUAUAUAAAAUUAUGGAGAGUGACCUACACACACCCAAAAGCCCUAGCUCUCCAUGGUGUACAGCCAGCACUGGGCUAAUGUGAUGGUUUGUGCUGCCAAAUCUUGCUGACAUGACUGCACUAAUGCUGAAAUUAAGGCUUUUUUAGGGGAAAGCGGGGUGAUUACAUUAUUAGAAUACAUAAAAUGCACCAAUAUCAGCAGCAUGUUACCUUCAAACUUUAUAAUGCUUUUGAGUUCAAAACACAUCUUAGUACUUGUACAUAAAAUCCACAAAAUUAUCAAAGCAUGUGAUUUUGUUUGGGGGGUGGGUGGGUUUGGGAGAGCCUCUCUAAUUCCCAGGUUAUGGCUUUAAAUGCAUUGCCAGUCAAUGAAGACAACUUACAACUGCUAACUAGUGCACUACAUAAUAUGUGCAUAACUUGUGCACUGCACAGAUGACUCUCCUCAUUAAAUGGAGGAAAAAGCUAAAAGCCAAACGUAAUUAUGAUAAACUAUUGAUACAAAUAAUUUUUUUUAAAAAAGCACUCAAUUUAUUUCAAGAUAAACAGAAAAUUGUCACAUGAUUUCACUGGUAUAAGCUUGAUUGGUUGGAAAUUAAAAUAUCUUUUUUCUCUCCCCCCUCCCUUCCAUUCUGAGUGAAUGCAUGUGUCAUAUUCUUAACAUACUUCAGUGGCUAACCAUGUCACAAAAAAAUUAACUUGACACGACAAAGAUGCAUAGCCUGAAUAGAACUAAUACCUCUACAUAGAUUCAUGUUAAACAUGGAUAUAUAAGUCUUUUACUGUUAAUGCCCAUCCAUAGUUUACAAUUAUUGCAAAGAAGGGAUAAAUGUAACAUUUCUAGCUAUUCACAUUCUGCUACAGAAUUAACCCUGUAGAAAAAUAUGUUGGUUGCCAUAAACAAUGAUUUACAAAAGCCAGAGCUGAAUAAGAACACAAGUCAUAUCAAGAAACCCCCACUGCCAUUAAAAAAAAAAAAAAAAAA